CUCCUCGGACAAGCGAAACACGUCGCUAUGCGUGUGCUGUUGAAUGCGCUGCUGUCUGCCACACACUCCCACUGUAGAGCAGCGGAAUUACUGAUGGCCAAUUCCUCGCAAGAUUAGGCAACGGCGAUACUGUUCCUUUCGAGAUUUAAGUGACUCCCACAAGUGCGCAUCCUUUAUUUGCAAAUGGAGCCGGAGGAGAAAAAUCCAGAGUCCAAAUAUGGUGAGCCAAGAAAAUUUGACCCAACAUUUAAAGGCCCGAUUUAUAACAGGGGCUGCACAGACAUUCUCUGUUGUAUCCUGUUCAUCUUGGCCUUGCUGGGCUACUUUGCAGUUGGGAUUCUGGCAUGGUCUCAAGGUGACCCUCGGAAAGUGAUUUACCCGACAGACAGUAAGGGUCAGUUUUGUGGACAGGUCGGCUCCCCACUUGAGAAGAAGCCCCUGCUGUUCUACUUCAACAUCAUGAAGUGUGCCAGUCCUCUGGUCCUGCUGGAGUUUCAGUGUCCCACCACUCAGAUCUGUGUGGAGAGAUGUCCCGAUAAAUUCAUGACUUUACUGAAAGCGUUACGAAAUGAAGAUGAUAGGGAAUACUACAAGCAGUUCUGCAAGGAGGGAGUAGACAUGACCAAGAGAGCUCCUGAAAUCCUGAAGGAUGGCUUGUGCCCUUCAAUACUCACACCUAGCAAGAAUUUCACACGGAGAUGCUUGCCCGCUCUAGAGACCUUGAAAGGUGGUGUUGUUGUGGUUGGCAACGAAACGACGUUCAGAGAUGAUUAUGCAGGAGAAAAUAUAAAUGCAACAGAUCUCCUUGAAGCCUCAAAUUUUCAUGACAUUCUACUCUGUCCUGUCCCCCUUUGUCGCCACACAGUGAUUAUCCUGUGUAUUGUGGAAGUGGUCAUCAUCCUUCUCCUCAUCUUCCUCAGGAAGAGGCUCCUCAUUGCUAUUGCUCUCAUCAAAGAGGCCAGCAAGGCCAUCGGUCAUGUGAUGUCAUCACUGUUCUACCCACUGCUGACGUUUGCCCUACUGUCUUUGGUCAUCGCAUACUGGGCCAUCACCGCUGUGUUUUUGUCCACUUCCAGUGCUUCCAGUGACAAGGUUUUCAAUACAACUGAGUGCAUGUAUUCCAGAGACACCUGCAAGCCUGAGACUUUCAACAGCUCAAAUAUAUUCAAAAAGCCUGACGACAUCCCAGCUUACCCUGUCUUCAACUCUUUAGGACGGGCCCUCAGGUAUCACACUGGCUCUCUGGCAUUUGGUUCCCUCAUUCUUGCCAUCGUUCAGGUCAUCAGGGUCAUAUUGGAGUAUCUGGAUCAGAAGCUGAAAGGUGCCCAGAAUAAAUGUGCAAAAUUCCUGCUCAGCUGCCUAAAGUGCUGCUUCUGGUGUCUGGAGAAAUGCAUCAAGUUUUUGAACAGAAAUGCCUAUAUUAUGGUGGCAAUAUAUGGUAAAAAUUUCUGUACGUCUGCCAAGGAUGCCUUCUUCCUCCUGAUGAGGAACAUUGUCCGUGUGGCGGUUCUUGACAAAGUGACAGACUUCCUCUUAUUUUUGGGCAAACUCCUCGUCGUUGGAAUUGUGGGGAUUUGUUCUUUCUUCUUUUUCACGGGCAAGAUUAAAAUAGUGGAGGAUGCUGCUCCAUCCCUUAAUUAUUACUGGGUGCCUAUAUUGACUGUGGUGUUUGGUGCCUAUCUGAUUGCUCAUGGCUUUUUUAGCGUAUACGCUAUGUGUGUGGACACACUCUUCCUCUGUUUCUGCGAAGAUCUGGAGAGAAAUGACGGUUCUUCCGACAAACCGUUUUUCAUGUCCGCUGAGCUGCACCAGAUUUUGUCAAUCGAAAAAAGUGCAGAGGAGACGGACCGUGCCGAGGUACCUGUCAUACAGGUGCAAGCUGAAGAGGAAGUCCCGCUGCAGGAGAAUGGAGAGGUGCAGCUUAAACAGCAGGACAUUCUGAAGCUGGAGCAAGAAGAAGAGACGCCACUAAACCAGGAAACGCACAUUGAAGAGCCGCCCCAAGAAACACAACCUCCAGAGGCACCCGCAGCCGACGAGGAGAAACCCGAAGAGCAGGUUACAACGCAAGAGCCUGAACCGCCACAAGUGACCCCAAAACAAAACGGACCCCAAGAGGUGGACGCUGAGGACAAGGAGGAGCAGGUGGCCCAACCUCAGGCAGGACCACCACAGGCCGAGAACCAACAAGAACAGGAACCAGAGGAGCCGAAGCCUCAAGAAAACGGACCUCAAGAGAGCGAGACCCUGCUCACCCCUCAGGAGUAGCUCAUUGAAGGUGGAUUCGUGAAACGUUUCAGAGAAGCCUACUGAUUUGGGAAAUGGUGCACUUUGGCGGCUUUGAUAAGCCAUUAGUAUACACUGGAAAGUACCACCUUCAUUCACAUCAUAAUGUUUACUCAAUCAAUCAAUUUUCGAGAACUGUCUCUUAAUAAAUAAUCACUGGUUGUAAUGGAUGGCAUGACACAAAAUAGGACAGAAACAGGCUUGUUCUCAAAGUAUGAGCUGUUUCAUUGACAAUUGGUUACGUGGACCUAAACCCCAUUAGAUAUGCCUACAUAGCACUUGUAGAAUGUGACUGUGUUUGUGUUUUAUGUAGAACGUUUUAAUGU
This is a messenger RNA of Sinocyclocheilus rhinocerous, 2612 nucleotides long. RefSeq names its product choline transporter-like protein 2. NCBI's taxonomy places the organism in Eukaryota, Metazoa, Chordata, Actinopteri, Cypriniformes, Cyprinidae. The transcript is spliced from 20 exons. Gene Ontology annotation, molecular function: transmembrane transporter activity. The record is from RefSeq and is a predicted model, not a curated record. Gene Ontology annotation, cellular component: membrane. The coding region runs from base 184 to 2268 and encodes 694 amino acids. Gene Ontology annotation, biological process: transmembrane transport.